CUUUCGCUUUUUAUUUACAAACGAAGUCAUUUGCGUAAAGAAGGCUGAAAUUGAUAACUGAUGGAGGGCUGUUUUCGUAUAGCAGUUCUGGGAACUAAAAAGGUUGGCAAAACGUGUUUAAUUGCACAGCUACUCAAAAAAAGCUUUCCGGACACAUACAGUCCAACGAUUGAAGCAUUGUUCCAAUACAACAUCCAAACAUCUGAAAACAAAUUCGCCAAACUGGAGAUAUUGGACACAGCUGGUAGCUUUGAAUUUCCGGACUUGUUGAGAAAAGCUGUCAGAUCUUGCCAUGCUCUUGUAUUGAUGUUUGACUUAAGCGACUCGAUGCGGACAUUUCGAGAAGUUGAAACAUUGAGGCAACUCAUUUUGGAUGAGAGAGGUGGAGAAUCCGUCCCUCUCAUUGUCAUCGGUAACAAGUCUGAUCUAAUCAUCAAGGAAGACAAUGUGGAAAACAAAGUUCUCGAUGCCAUUGUAUCAAUAGACUGGGACUGUACCUAUCUUACAACAUCCGCAAAAUGUGACACCAAUAUUUCAGACGUCUAUAAAGCUGUUUGCAAAGGACUUGGUAUAGAUGUUAGACAGACAAAUGUUAACGAUGAAGAUGCGGUGACCCGGAAACCUCGCAAACUCUCCUUGUCAAACCUGAAGAGACGAGUAUCUUCUAUUGCGUUUUAAUGCAUGAAAAGCUCAUUGACAUAGUUGUCACCAAUUUACUUUACGUUUGUGUUUAUAUAAAAGCUGUUUUUCUUAAAGA
Molecule: messenger RNA, 757 nt
Organism: Magallana angulata
Lineage: Eukaryota; Metazoa; Mollusca; Bivalvia; Ostreida; Ostreidae
Product: ras-related protein Rap1-like
Exons: 1
Coding region: 61-678 (205 amino acids)
Molecular function (GO): GTP binding; GTPase activity
Source: RefSeq, a predicted model, not a curated record